GGAGGCACGAGGUCGCGAGACCGGCCGCGCACAACGAGAGAAGGAAUAAGCCAAAGCAAGUGAGACGACUAGACAGUUCAGGAUUUUCGCCAGCGUCGUCAGUCUAGCACGAGCCACCGCUCAGGAGACACCCGUUGGGAAACUAGCUUCUUACAAGUUGAAUGAACUAUGCCGGGCCACCGUCAGCCUUUAUCCCUGGAGGGACUAAGUUUGGGACGAGUGUGCCAGCAACUGGACGGUACGUGCCGGCGAUUGCAGGUGCUUUCGCAGGAGACGUCUGCCAGCUCUGUUUUAACAAUAGUAAAACAAUCUAUAAGGCCAUACUACGUAAAUGCGCUGCCAGCACGAUUGCGUUCACGAGUAAUAGAAGAAACAUCGCGGAUGCUUUACGGUCCAGCGUCUGAUGGUUCAACGCUGAUAUCUGGACCAGCACCGCUUUAUCUUCUUGCAUUACUUCUGGGUCACGAUAUACGACAGCUGAAGGUGAACCUGUGCUGCUACUACGGCUGUAGCCAUCAAACAUCUCUGCUGAAGCUUCUGGCAGCAGAGGGUGUCGGUCUUGAGUCACUCGAACUGGCUCGAUCUGCUUUACUUCGUCUUGACUGUAAAUUACUCCGCUCCGCGCUGAUGAAUAUGAACAAUCUCUUGAGUCUGACAUUGAAGAAUAUUGCGAGCGACUCGGUGCUCCAAGUGAUCGGCAAAGCUUGCCCCAAGCUAGUUGUCUUAGACGUCUCUUGCUCUAUGCAAGUCACGGACGUAGGACUAAAGCAGCUGCUGAUGCAGGUCGAGCUAAGAGACAAGUUUAUAAACAUUGAUCCUGUUGUUGCCCAAGAAACAACAACCAGCUGGUCUCGAUUGAAGACACUCCUUGCAAAACUUCGAGUUAAAAAGAAUAAAAGAGAUAAGAGGGAGAAUGAAGGAGUACUUCUUGAGUACUGUGAGAGCAAAAACUUUCUUUGUGACACUUUGAGAGUACUCAAUAUUGCAAACACUGGAGUAACGAGCGCAGGCGUUCUACUGGCACUCGCCAAUGUGCCACAUCUCGAAUCGUUGGCGGACUACAAUCAUAUGGGCAGGGUCGUCGAGAUAAUGAACCGCGGAGUCAUUGAAUUGAAGACGCCUUUCAGUCUGACUCAGGCGAGAAGCAGUCGGACAACACAAGCGAGAUUGGAGCUGCUUGCCCAAACGUGUCCUCGCUUGGAAAAACUUCAUAUCUCAGAGCCUCAUCAUCCGCCUGAAGCGCUCCGUCUUUUUCCUUUCAUCACCAGCCUCAGUGUUCACAGCAUCCCGGCGGCUAAAGAAUGGCUCGCGGGAUUCAACGAGUAUCUGCGAACAAACGGCCAUCUUCUCCGAGAACUGAAUCUCCGAGUAACGCAGAGUGAAACACCGCUGCAGAUUGAUUUAAGAGAAAUAUUUGUCCAUUGUCCGAAUCUCAUUACGUUCACCAAGGACGGAGCCAACGUGGUAUGGCUUGACGGUCCUGAUCCACAGCCACUGAUCCAGCUGAAAAAAAUCCAGCUUGGACGUACAGUCUCUGCUACAACCAUCACCAAGAUUCUGAUGCUCGCGCCAGCGUUAAACUCACUUCACGUUCACAGCUGCUUCGAUCUCACUAAUGAACAUCUAGUGAGUCUCCUUGAUAUUCCAUCCGACGCAAGAUCACCGUCAAGUCCUGACAAACCGGAUAACAGUCUCAUUAAAAAUUUAACGUGUUUCUAUGUGUACGAGGCAAGCAAAGUGUCAGCGACAACAGUGCUGAGUAUGUUCAAAAACUGCACGAAAUUACGUAAAAUUGGCAACCUCGCCAAUUGGGGAUUGGACUGUGAGGGGGUUAAAACACUGAGAACUACGCUUGCCCGUGCUAAUCUAGACGUUGAUCUCUCACCUGGAUCUCAUUGGUUUUGGAGCAAUUGCAUUCAUUAAUUUUUAAAAAAACACAUUUAAAAAUUAAAAGCAAAAAGAAGAUUAAAAUUAGCUCUUUUUUUUUCUUUCUCUCGACUGUUUCGUGAUAUCAGUAUUAAUAAAUUCUUCUGGAUUAACUUAUCCUUGGAGACUGUCUGAAGGUCAACAGGCUUACUUUGUAGUGUAUAGUAGAAAUAUAUAAAGCAUAAUAAGACUAUUCAAGAUUGAAGUUUAAAAUUUAACUCUACUCCUCAUUAGAGAUGGCUAACUAUAGAUUGCAAGUUUAAAUAUUCAUGUUAUUAUAUACGUAUAUUCUGUGUUACCAUGAAGAAUAUUAUUGUAACAUUUAUACUUGUCAAUAUUCAAGGUUUUAUGUUGAAAAAAAAAAAUAUGUCUAUAUAUAAUUUUUUUUUUUUUUUAACUCUAAAAAACGAAAAAAAUAUUACUUACUUCCGUCAGACCAUGCGAUUGAAGCAGCAGACUUAUUAGUUUCGUAUCUGCUUGGAUAAUUUUAUAAGUCAUGUGUAAUUGCUUAGCAGGUGGAUCUUCUGGAGGAGUCGCCAAUGCAGAACACCUUUAAUGAAAUAAAAUAUUUAUGUUGUUAGAUUAGAUCCGUUGUCAAAUUAACAGUAGUAUUAAAAAAAAAAUAAUAUAAAAUACUAACUUGAAUCGUAGUAUGGGCGAUUUACUACCAGCUGGUCCAUUAAUUAGCCAUUCAUUACCUCUCGCACUGUUCUCUUUAGGCGUACUGUAAUUUAAAAAAAAUAAAUAAAUAUAAAUAUAAAGAUAUAAUAAAAGUGUGUAUUAAAGAUCGAAUGUUGGUAAAAGAGGAAGCACUCAGUGAUAUAAAUAAAAAGCCGACAUUAAU
Molecule: messenger RNA, 2770 nt
Organism: Cotesia glomerata
Lineage: Eukaryota; Metazoa; Arthropoda; Insecta; Hymenoptera; Braconidae
Exons: 2
Coding region: 169-1923 (584 amino acids)
Biological process (GO): SCF-dependent proteasomal ubiquitin-dependent protein catabolic process
Cellular component (GO): SCF ubiquitin ligase complex
Source: RefSeq, a predicted model, not a curated record